AUGGGCUCCUCUCGGAAAUCUCCCUUCGGUGGGCAACAAAAAGAAACAAAACAAAUUUUUCAUUGCAACAAAGACAAAUACUUUGAUAACUUUUUUGUCAUUAAAAGAAUAUCGGAAGACAAAGAAACAUUUCAUUCUGUUCCACCGUUUUUGGUUGAAAAAGCCAUCAAUAGUACACUUGGUGAAGUCGCUUCAAUUCGGAAACUCAGCUCUGUAGACUUGCUCGUUGAAGUUUCAUCUAAACAGCAAGCUAAUAAAAUCAUAAAACUGAAAGCUUUAGCCAUAAUACCAAUCACUGUAAGUGCCCAUAACUUACUUAAUAACUCGAAAGUUGUAAUAACAUGUGGAGAGUUAUUCAAUUCAACAAUUGAAGAAAUUAUGAAAGAUUUUCAGCCUGAAGGAGUUAUACAUGUACGUCGUAUUUCAAUACGACGAGAUGGGCAGCUCCUCCCCACGAAACACCUUGUUCUUACAUUUAAAAACCCGUCUUUGCCGGAAUCGGUUAAAGUGGGUUACAUGAAAUUGGUGGUCCGACCUUUCAUUCUGAAUCCUUUGCGUUGUUUCCAGUGCCAACGUUUUGGGCACUCUAAAAUGGCCUGCCGCGGGACACUCACUUGCGCCCGUUGUGCAGAGAAGGGACAUGACAGCCAGUAG
Messenger RNA from Argiope bruennichi, 654 nucleotides. RefSeq lists its product as uncharacterized. The record is from RefSeq and is a predicted model, not a curated record. Gene Ontology annotation, molecular function: zinc ion binding; nucleic acid binding. The coding region runs from base 1 to 654 and encodes 217 amino acids. The transcript has a single exon. Lineage: Eukaryota; Metazoa; Arthropoda; Arachnida; Araneae; Araneidae.